GGGAUGAAGAAAUCAUGGUGAUAUCAGGGUCGAGAAGAGGUCCUAGGAGAACAUCCCGAAGGUAUGUGCAGCCUCAUCAAGUUUUCCAUGACCCCCUUAAGCAUUACUAUCCACUUCCGAACCCCCCAUACUUUGUUGAUCCUUCCCAGUAUGUUGCCCAGCCAUUAAAUCACCCUAGAAAGCGAGCACGAGUAUCACAAAAUCUCCACCCGCCUCCGCAAAAUUUUCAAGUACCUUAUAACCCACAUCCAAGCCAGGGGUAUAGAAAGAAACAAAAGCUGAAAGAUAGUUUUACACCAAUAGGAGAGUCCUAUGCAAGCUUAUUUGAGAAGUUAAAACAACAUGGCAUGAUUGCACCCAUUCCUCCAAAUCAGGUGGACCGACGUGCGAGAAGCUUUGACUCAUCUAAAUGGUGUGAAUACCACUCCAAUGCUCUGAGGCACAAUGUGGAAAAUUGCCGGGAUUUGAAAAGAGAAAUAGAAAGGACGAUCCGGGAAAAUUUGAUUCAAGACAGUGGAACCCAGAAUAUCACGCUGCAUCCCUUACAUGAGGAGGCACACUUGGUGGGGAUGAUGCCCGGUGACAUAAGGUAUGAGAAUCCUCGUGGUAACUUGUUGAUUGAAGUUGAAGAUACUGACGCAGAUAGUGGUCAUGGCAAUAUGGAUGCAAAACUUAGUGGCUAGGAUGCCGUGCUUGGUAAUAGGAAAGACGGUCCAUUCCCAAGUCAGCCGGGGAGGAGCUUUGGUGGUCCAUUUUGCUGUCAUUUCUGUUGUCUGGGUUAUUUGCAGGGUUGUCAUCCGGAUAUUGUCUUGUGAUCAAACCCUCUUAUCCUUUCAUUUUUGUCUAGCUUGUUUAGUCGUAGUGGUUCGUUUAAGUGUUGUCCAUGGAUGUUUCAGGUUCAUUCUAGAGUUGUACUCCAGUUUGUUUGCUUGUUUUGUUAUUCCAGUUAUUUCAUCGUUGUCUAAAUGCAAAAUUCCGGUCUUUUGUUACUUCCAAUGAUUGUUCUUCGUUUAGUUCUUUUCUAUCCUUUUGUUUUGUCUUUUGUCUAAUGCUGGUUCUAGUGCCAUGACAUGCACGCAUAAUUCUCAGUCGGAUCUUUAAAAGCUAUGUUAGUCGGGAAGCAAGGAAACCAUUUUUGAAAACGAUAAGGGCACUUGAGGGAAUAAGAACAGAUUGGGACAUUUUGAGAUUGUUUGACGCCCGAACCAUGUGAAACUGAGGCAGAUAGAACAUAAAGAAACCCUAAAGGCAAGUUUGCCAAAUUGACAAGGGGAUGUUCGUGGUAAUGAGAGUGAGGGUGUUGUCCAAUGAGGCUUGGUAAUUAACAUAUGUGAAAGGCGAAUGUGUGGAUAUGGUUAUCAAGUCUAGUACAAUUAAGAGAUGUUAAAAUGUUUUCCUAGGUCUGUUUAAUAUUUUAGUUUGCACUUGGCAUGUUUUGAAGAUUGGAAUGACGAAGACAUUUUGUUCUGCUAUCUAAACACCUUAUCCUU
Nicotiana tabacum (common tobacco) is the source of this 1490-nucleotide messenger RNA. NCBI's taxonomy places the organism in Eukaryota, Viridiplantae, Streptophyta, Magnoliopsida, Solanales, Solanaceae. The record is from RefSeq and is a predicted model, not a curated record.